Molecule: messenger RNA, 333 nt
Organism: Saprolegnia diclina VS20
Lineage: Eukaryota; Oomycota; Saprolegniomycetes; Saprolegniales; Saprolegniaceae
Exons: 1
Coding region: 1-333 (110 amino acids)
Source: RefSeq, a predicted model, not a curated record
AUGAAGUUCCUCGACCGACCGGACGCCACCAACAUGGAGCAGCUCACGUGGCCCCAGUCGCCGCCGAUGACGAUCCCGAUGGGCGCGCCGUCGUCGCCGCGGACGCUCGCGCCGGCCAUCGACUUUCUCAUCGACGCGGUCUCGCCGCAGCUUUCGUUCGAGGCGCGCGAAGGCCAAAUGCUCGUCCAAGCCUACUACCUACAGUCGCGGUCCCGCGUCGACUCGCACGACCCGAACGACCAGAACUACGCCGGCUACGUGUUUUCGCCGCAGGCCAAGCAAAGGUUUCGCACGGACGACGACGACGAGCCGAUUUUCCGGCUCGACCUGUAG